This is a messenger RNA of Cornus florida, 599 nucleotides long. RefSeq lists its product as uncharacterized. The transcript has 2 exons. Lineage: Eukaryota; Viridiplantae; Streptophyta; Magnoliopsida; Cornales; Cornaceae. The record is from RefSeq and is a predicted model, not a curated record. Bases 143 to 388 code for a protein of 81 amino acids.
CCUAGCUUUCCUUUUCCCCUUUCUUCUUAAUCAGUUCGUGAAGUUCUCAACUAGGCAUCUAGGUCUAGCGAAACACGUAAGGUUCCACCAGAGAAUACUCGAAUUUGGACCGAGACCCAUUGAAAUUCUCACCUGAACUUCAAUGGCAGAACAAAAACCCAUGCCAACAAAGUCCGUUUCAGAAGAGAAAGUUAAAAGUGGUAAGGAAGAGAUUGCGGCGGUAUUCCACUCUGAGAAACCACCUAGUCAUCACAAGGAAACACAUGGGACAAGUGAUGACAUUGAUGAGAAAAUCCCGAUUGAUGAAUUCAAAGGCCCAACUGUGUUUGAACGAGUGAAGGAGGAGAUUGAGGCCGUGGUUGAAGCUAUUAUUCACCCUAAGAAAUAAUCCACCGGUCAGUUUGUAAAUUGUCUUCAAAGUUGAGAGAGUCGGUCGAGUCUUUCUUCCAAGAAGGUUCAAGAAAAACUUGUUUCCUUUGGGAUAACAUAGGAGAUCCUAGUGAUGAACUUUUGUUGCUUUGGUAAGUAAGUUUGGUUCUAUGUAAACUUAUUGGAUGAAUUGGAAUAUGAUACAACCUAUUUGAUUUUUCGGUCUUUGA